AACAGAAACACUUCCAAUGGUGAGCCUCACCAUAGUCACCGGAAACCAGCACAAGCUAUCCGAGCUGAAUGCCAUCCUCGAUGGCUUAGUUGUGCUGCACCCAGUCAACUUGGACUUGCACGAGAUUCAAGGCACUGUGGAAGAAAUCACCCGGGAGAAAUGCCGCCUGGCCGCCGAAACGACUGGUGGCCCCGUUCUAGUCGAAGAUUCGGCACUGGAGAUGCAUGCUCUCAAUGGACUUCCGGGUCCAUAUGUCAAAGCUUUUGUAGAUAGCAUUGGAAAUGACGGCCUCUGCAAACUCCUGGCGUCCUUCAGUGAUAACACGGCAGAGGCCGUUUGUACAUUGGGGUAUUCCCCAAGGCCAGGUGCCGAGCCCAUCCUCUUCCAGGGAAGGCUAUUGGGCAGGAUAGUUCCUGCGAGAGGAGUUUCUGCCUUUGGGUGGGAACCCAUUUUCGAACAUGGCGGAGAAACUUUAGCCGAGAUGGAUGUUGACAAAAAGAACCGCCUAUCCCACCGGUUCAAGGCCGCGCAGAAGUUGAGCGAAUGGUUGCAACGCAAUGAAAUGACAUGAUAGUGCAGCAAGGCCUUGACAGGCAGAAGGAGCGAGCAAACCGGCGUACACCCACCUCAAUCUCCAACCAGAGAAACAUUUCAUAUUGGGGACAAUUCCAUCGUACAAGUUCCAGCGGAAGAUACAGUUCGCAAGCUUGGAACAGAAGGUCACGGCGGGCGCGAUACUGCUGCGAGAGGUGAUAAAGCCACAGUAGGAAGCCCUCAUGCCCCCAAAUCUCAUCGAGCAUCUUCCAGAGCAUCAGCUGGACAGGUCCAUUAAUCCCCUUACGCCUUAUCCUGAUGUGGCACACACCGAACGCGCCGAGCUUUACUCCGGUCGCUGUCUUCCAAUAGUCUUUCAGCCUCUGUUAUCUCGGAGAACCUUCGGAGUGAUAGAGUACGCC
Molecule: messenger RNA, 956 nt
Organism: Aspergillus homomorphus CBS 101889
Lineage: Eukaryota; Fungi; Ascomycota; Eurotiomycetes; Eurotiales; Aspergillaceae
Product: non-canonical purine NTP pyrophosphatase
Exons: 6
Coding region: 17-571 (184 amino acids)
Biological process (GO): nucleoside triphosphate catabolic process
Cellular component (GO): cytoplasm
Molecular function (GO): nucleoside triphosphate diphosphatase activity
Source: RefSeq, a predicted model, not a curated record